CUGUUCAUUGUGAGACGUCCAUCUCAUGCCAUGUCCAUCCACCCUGGUACCAGUCUGUCUUUGUUUAGGAUUGCAUGCUUAGCUGAAAAUCAGACAUGAUCAUUUCUGUCUUUUGUUUCAGCAUUUAACUUCUUCCAUAUGUUUUUUCUCCCUUCUCUUUCCCAUUCCCCUGUUUUUUUUUUUUUUCCUGUUUCUUCUCGUUUUUGAUUUUUUUUCUUUCUUCCCAUGCUGUGACAUAAGUGGUUGCUCUGAAAAGGCUGCCUUUUAUGAGGAACAGACCGAAGGAAAAAGACAAAAUGAAGGCUCUCUACCGCCGCUCCGUGUGUAAGAAUUUAAAACAGUUCAGUUCUUCUCAACUAGCCGCACCAGCUUCCAUUACUAAUAUUUCACAAGCUUUCCCUGACUGCGCUCUUUAUCCUUCUGUGCAAACUCUGCUCCAAGGACUAUGAAUCUCAAAGGCUGGCAAUUGUCUGCUUCAUGGCAAGGGUGGGGCGAUUGGUUGGCCUCCGUGGCUAACUUUUUGGAGCACCUGCUGCAAGCAAAGUUUCCUGUGAUGCUAAGUCAGACUAAAGUACCAAAUGUAAGCCAUUAAAUGGCCAAUAACCAGGGACAGGCUGUAUGAGAUUACAACUCCCAAGCAGUGGUUGGCUGAGACUGAUGGGAAAUGUAAUCUAGAACAGCCAUGUCGUGCUGCAGAUUUUCUGUCCCUACUUGCAACUACCAUAAAAGUCAGCCAGACGAGCCAGAAAUUGGCGGUGGUUGCAGUUCCGUUAUCGCUGAAAAAUCCUGAGGUUAUUAGGUCCUGCUUUCAUUAUUUAAAAUGAUUAACUGUAUAAUAUAAGCAACAGUAUGUGGUAAAUUAGGAGGCUAUAAAACAAUUUUUUUUUAAUUUUUUUUAAACCCACUUUUGAUUUUAUAAAUUUCAAUUAUUUAUUUUGUUCACUUUAAUGCUUUCUAUGAAUUUUUUUUUUUAGUUAUUUUCAAUUUUACUAUUUUUUUUCAAACAGCAGUGCCUAAUUCAUGUUGGGGUAAUAUUUUUUUUUUGUUUUGUUUUUUUUGCUUUUUAAUUGUUAUGGUGAAGCUAUAAUCUAUAUGAAGCACCGUUUCUAACACUACGACUUUGUGUAAGCUUUUUAUUCAGUGUUGUGCAAUACACUGUAUUCUUGCAGUAACCUGCACUGGCCAUGGACCCCCUUUCUCAUUGCUAAUUAAAAGAUAACUGGCCUGCUACCAAAGACGACUGCGUCCCAUAGCUGAGCAGUGUGUUACUUCCCUCUUUGGUAGCAGACGGUUUAACAUGCGUCUGCUAGCUUUACCAUGCCCUACCAUUUCAUCAUCUUUAAGCGACAUACCUUGUUUGCAAGCUAUGCUGCUCAUCACUGCUGGAAUAACAUGGCCUUCCUCCACAGCAAGCUUAAAAAGAAACAGUGCAAAAAGCCACAUGUUGUGUGCAACUUCAUGCGUGGCCUAGAUCACCCAUGCUUAUCAUUCUCAAAAGAAUGCAUGUUGUAUAAUUAAGUGGAUUUGUGAGUGCUAGCUAUAUGAGCUGCAGUUGGCUUCUAAUGCUUGAAUGGCUGUAAUACUAAAGUUGGCCACAAGAGACGCUGAAUGUCAUGCUGAUUCAUUUGCUUUCAUUUGCAUCCCAGCCAUGAAUGACCUGGUGCAGUCCAUGGUCCUGGCAGGUGGACAGUGGACAGGUAGUGCUGAGAAUCUGGAGGGUCCUGAUGAUGUUGCUACCGGGAAAAGGAGAAAUGAUUUGGGAUCUAUGGCCUUCUCCACAACCGCUAUCAACUUUUCAACUCUCAACCCGUCCAUGGGAUUCAGACCCAAGCUGAUACCUAAAAGUAAAGGUAUAGGCCGUGCCUUUCAUUUCAACUCAGAUAUGAUCCGUAUGUACAUAAUCACCUUUUUUACAUUUUUUGUUUAAUUUUUUUUGUUUGUUUUUGGGGAGGACAGGAUGUUUAAAUUUUUUUUUUUUAUUGAUUUGCAUAUUUUAUUUUAUUUUUUAUUUUAUUAACCGCAUUUUAAAAUUUAGCAUCUUUCAUGUUAAUAACCAUCUAAUGUAAAAUUAUUUUAUGUGUAAUUUAAUUUAUUUUUCUUCUCAGAUCAUCUGUGUCGAUGAUUAGUUUUAACAACUCAGUGUGGUGGUGGUGUUUUUUUUAUAUGUUUGUUUUGUUUUUUGUUUUUUUGUGUAGGGCUGGAUGAAAUAUCGUUCUCUAUCUAAGACUUGGUUAUCUCAAUAGUAGAAUGUUUAACCCCUUAAGGACCAAACUUCUGGAAUAAAAGGGAAUCAUGACAUGUUACACAUGUCAUGUGUCCUUAAGGGGUUAAAAAGAACAAACCAAAAGAUCUAGGAAUUUCUCAUCAUACAUAGUCUUUUAAACCCAAGAGCCAAACCUCUGUUAGGAGGAAUCAAUAUUGCAGUUUUGGAAUUAAAUCCUAUAUUGAUUCCUAUGGAAACUAAAAUGUGUUACAGUCAACAGACCAUCCUCUAACUUGGGUUCAAUGUCACAUUUCAACAUUGGAGCCAACUGUCCUUAUUAAACCUAGCGAUGAUACAAAACAUCACGAAAUGUAUGAUCUUUGGCAUCAUACAUUGAUAUCUGUAGCUACAGUAAUUUGAUAUAUAAACUAUAACUUUGGAAGGUGAGAAUUUUGCUUUUCUGACCGGUGUUUGAAUACUUGCCGUAAUAUAGCAUGUGGAGUGAUUUGUAAACAGAGGAUAACAAGUUUAGAUGACAUCAAACAUAUCUUUGUAACCGUAAGCAAUACAUCAUUUACAAAGUGUGCAGGUCGUCAAUGUCUUAACAUAAUAAAGUCACACCUUUCGAAAGGAAGUUGACAUGUAGAAAUUUAUAGAAAAGGAAUGCUAGUUCGGCAGCGCCAGAUAAAUCAUAAAAUGCAUAGAAUCUUAAUGUGCUUUUCACAUUAUAACAAAAUAAAAACUGAAAGGCAGAAUUAUUGCUUAAUUAGCCAAAAUGUGAUAACAAAUAUAUUGAUUUUUUUUUCCCAAAAAAAUUGCCCUGCGCUUUGCAAUUACAUUUUCUAUAAUUCACUGUUUAGUAAAUAAACCCUUUAAAAAAAUCUAAUCACCAUUACUUACAAACUGUACCUAUCAGAAUGUCCGCCGAUCUGUGAGUGUAUAUAGUAAAUACAAGGAAUAUGGGACAUAGAACAAAAUUAAUCACUUGAGGAUUAAAUUCAGAUUUUAUGUAAAUCCCAAACGCUGGUUUCUUGCGAUUAGAACAGGCUGAUAAGGUUUUAGAAUGCAAACUAGCACAGGAUCUGUGCUUUGGGGUAUUACAUUGCAUGACCGUUUAAUAAAAGUGUCAUCAGAUUAGACAAGAAACUUUAUUUUUCAUUGAAUUAACAGGAUAUAGUCAUAUACUAAUCGAAGAAUGUCUGUUUAUGGGGAUUUGCUCACACACGGGUCAGAUAUAAAGGAUAUUGCGUAAAAUCAGAGGGAAUGUGUUAUUUAUUAAAGAGGAUUCAUAUCUUAGUUUCACAUAUUCUUUACUUGUGUUAUAGUUUUCAUGAUUGUGUGUAACUACAUGGGCUAUUUUACCUUAUGUGCUUCUCAACCUGGUCGUGAUUACAAAAAGCUAAUUGGCUUCCCCUAGUGUGUAACUUGAUUGAUGGCAAAGCAAUGAUAAAUUGUAUGAAAAAAAGCAGGAGGACUUCAGUACUCUACAUUAAUUGAUAUGAUUCUAAUAUUGCAUCACAGGAAGAGAAGACCAUACAGUAAAUUUAAAGUCUAUAAAUUGAACAAUAAUUAAAUGGGACAUAAGGAAAAAAUAAAAUCUCAAUAAAUAGAACACAAUUAGUAGAAGUGUGUAUAUGUGUGUGUGUGUGUGUGUGUGUGUGUGUAUAUAUAUAUAUAUAUAUAUAUAUAUAUAUAUAUAAAAUUAUUAUUUUUUUUAUUAUUAUGUCAGGUCACGUUUGAUUGUUAACGUGCUUGUAUGAAAUGUAUUUAAAACAAGUCCUGUCUAAGGCAUUUAAGGACUUUGUUUAGAUUUGUUACUUUUGUGGAUUUGAGAGUACAAUGCUUUUUGUAUACUGAAAGUUUCACAGGGCAGUUGUAGGCUACGAGCGGUUAUCUGUAGUUGACAAGGAACUUAAUAUUACUGCACAUUUAUGGAUUAUGUAGGAUCCCAGUGGAUCCAUCUACAUAAGUUUAGGUGGAAAAAAAUAAGGACUCCCCCCAGCUUAUUGUACUACAACUGCCAUAAACCUCCACACACCACUUUCUGUGUUAUUAGCUAGAAACAUUUCUGAGUGUUGUAAUUCCCCGGUGCAGACUUUUAUUUUACAGCCAGUAGCUUGGUGAAUUAAGACCCUAUUUCAGAUAACUCUUAGCAAUGCUAAAUAAUUUAUCUGUUCGGUUAAUGUUUCAUAGAUGGGACUUCCUAUGAAGAUGUCAGUGUCCAUGGCGCGAACGAUGAUUCCUAUACUGUUACUACACUGCCAGGUAAGGACCCCUGUGUACUGCGCACACCCCUGAAUGAUAACUAAUGGAAUGCUGAUAACCUGCAUUAAAAUAGGUUCUAGUCGCCUUUGUGUUUACAAUAUCAUAAACGUAAUUCCUUAACCCCUUAAGGACACAUGACAUGUGUGACAUGUCAUGUUUCCCUUUUAUUCCAGAAGUUUGGUCCUUAAGGUGUUAAAGGGACACUAUAGUCACCUGAACAACUUUAGCUUAAUGAAGCAGUGUUGGUGUAUAGAACAUGCCCAUGCAGCCUCACUGCUCAAUCCUCUGCCAUUUAGGAGUUAAAUCCCUUUGUUUAUGAACCCCAGUCACACCUCCCUGCAUGUCACUUGCACAGCUUUCCAUAAACACUUCCUGUAAAGAGAGCCCUAUUUAGGCUUUCUUUAUUGCAAGUUCUGUGUAAUUAAGAUUUUCUUAUCUCCUGCUAUGUUAAUAGCUUGCUAGACCCUGCAAGAGCCUCCUGUAUGUGAUUAAAGUUCAAUUUAGAGAUUGAGAUACAAUUAUUUAAGGUAAAUUACAUCUGUUUGAAAGUGAAACCAGGUUUUCUUUACAUGCAGGCUCUGUCAAUCAUAGCCAGGGGAGGUGUGGCUAGGGCUGCAUAAACAGAAACAAAGUGAUUUAACUCCUAAAUGACAGUGAAAUUGCAGCGGAAUGAUCUAUACACUAAAACUGCUUUAUUUAGCUAAAGUAAUUUAGGUGACUAUAGUGUUCCUUUAACAUUUGGGGAAGCCAAUGGUUAGAUCUCUGUUGUGGAACUUUACCUCCUGUGAUUCUUUGCCAUCCUUGAAUGAACACUCCAGCAUUACAAAGAAAUACAAGUAGUUAAAAUGUUGGAGUAUUCCUUUGUUUAGAUUUAGUAGCCCUUGCUAUUUCUCUAAAAGAAAAUAAGUUCCUUACCUUCAAUGGAUAGGGCAGUCUUCUCACUGCAUCAACACUCCACUCUGGAAGACCAUUACUGUUCAUGAUCUCCCAACCAAUUUGGAGCUUCUCAUAAAGAACACACUGCACGUGUUUCUCUUCGAGAAGCACUGGAACCUAUGUUUGUCUCUGAGCAGCCAUCACUUCUGCUUUGAGCAAGCACUCAAAGCAAGUGAGGAAUGAAAACUUUCUUGGCUGCCUGACCGUUACGAGGGUGCAACCUAAGUCAUUUAUAAAUACUCAUUGUACAGUGCUACGGAAUUUGAUGGCGCUAUAGAAAUAAUAAAAUGUUUAUCAAAUAAGACAGAGGGGACAUGCCUUCUAAAGCACUCCAGAAAGUGCUUUAGGAGUUUCAAAUGUUCUUUUAAUGCACCAUGAAAGUUCUAGAACGACUAGGGAAUCUAUGUUUUGAACACUCCUAUAGUAGAUUGUCUAAAUGUGCAGCGCUUCCAUUUAAAUCCAUAUAAAAGGAAUCCUGAGUAUUUGAAAAUAGGCACGCCUGUCUUUUUAUGAAUUUAUUUUUUAACCUGGUAUGAUCCAAUAAAAGAAUUGUUCUGCAAGACACUGAAUGUGCUGUUUGCAUGUGAUCAGCUCUGCGCUCUGAAGGAUAAGUGCCAUUAAAAAUGACAUAUAUUGCUCCGUAAUAAACGGCUAUGCUUUGUGCUUGAUUUUUCUCCCUAUUUUGAGAUAUAGGGAGUGGGAUAUGUGGAAUGAAACUUUAUUGGAUGUAUAAUUUAAUAUUUUAAUUUAUUUUUUACUUUGUUGCUGUUCCCUGCUGAAUUACUGGCUGCAUAUAAAUGCCUAUUUUGUGCACAUUUUCUAAUUUUCUUACAUUUGUAUAAAAUUUUCAAGGAUUAAAUUCCUACUACAAUCCAGCAUACAAACUGACAUCCUCAAAUUCUUGUUAGAGUACAUGUAUUUUGGUAACGUUAUCUCAUACGGAUCAUCAACAGUAAAUGGUGACUAUAACACAAAAAAAAAAUGUGGUAUACUGUUUUCUGGAAUAUUUAGUUACAUUUUCAUUUAUAUCAUUUCAUGAUUUUCUGCAAGAAAAGUAUUCCGGUAUGUGAUUCAGUUUACUCCUAGCUGUCCACAUACUGUGGAUCUGUAAUCAGAUUUAUAACACGCCAAGAUAGUCAUCAUUGUCCAUUAGGAGAAUCGAACACUACCUUUAAAAAUAAAUUGUCUAACGUACUUGGUUACAUUUUGUUACUAUAAACAGUUGCUAAAAGACAAUAAUAACGAAAUAUGCUUUGAAUUUGGUACAUUCCGAUUAACAUCGAGAGGUAUGAUGGUCGGUUAAUAAUUAUAACUUGCUACACAGUAAUUUGUCUGCCUGUGGACAAAUAUAAAUAGGUAGUAUAAAAAAAAAGCCCACAGAGAUAUGAAUGGGAUAUUUAUGAUGUGUUAGGACAACACCGAUAUAAAGGUGAUGAUAUAUGAAAAUUAUCUGUAAAGAAAGUUAUUCACAAUAGCCUUUAAUAGGUCUAUGAGUGCUGAAAUCUUUAACUACAUAACCAAGAAAGGUGCCAAUCUCCUUGUACAGAUCUAGUUACAGGUCUAUAGGUUCUGAGUGAGGGAUCUUAAACCGGAUCUACUACCAAAAAUAAACUUUAUCUAAUUUGCUUCUGUAUAGAUUUCGAUGUCUGAAUCUCUCUUUAUUUUUUUCCUAAGCACUCCCGUUUUUAUAAAAUACAUAAUGAAAAAUAGGAAUACAUCUCCUCACGUUUAGCAGUCAAGUUGAUAAAACAUCACAAUUGGCAGCGUUAAUAGCAUAAUCCUCCGUAUCCAUCCCACCAAGCAGGAAACUGCAUAUGUCAUAUUCAGAGGAGAGCAAAAUGUCUGCCCCCAAGUACUGAGAUCCUGCACAACUAACAAAAUAAAUAUAAAUCUUAAUAGUGGCGGGGGAGGGGGGGUGGGGAGUAUAAGGAAAUGCAAACCACAAGAAGAAAAAUGAAAUGAUUGCUUUAGCGUGUUUAACUUUUUACUGUCUAUUUGAAAUUCAGAUAUGUCACUAACCUAGUCUGUUUCUGCAUGUGGUGAAGUUUUGUUUGUCAAACCCUGGACUUUUUAUUAACAUUUACAUUAAACAUUAAUAUAUUUACUAGAAUUGCAAUUAUAUCUUUUUUUUUUUUUUUUCUUUCCCUAUAUACUACACCUCCCUUAUUGCUUGAUUUCCAAAUUGCCCUCCUAGACUUUCUAGAAUCACCCGAGCUUGGCUGAGAGCAUGCUGGGCCUGUGUAAUAUUGCAUGGCUCUUCUCACUGAACAUUCUGUUACCAGAGAUACAAUUUACUUUAUACAUUCUCUCAUUAUAUUGUCUCCCAUCCAGCUCCCAGGCCAUCCAGCCUUGAUAGUGGCAGGACAUCAUAUAGUAAUAGCAAUAAUAAUGCCUCAAUCCAUGAAGUUACAGGUACGCUGUAGACAUAUUAUUAUUUAUUUUUACAUUUUCUUUAUUUCACUAUUUUUGUUUGGUUUUUGAUGUUACCAAUGUAUUUAGGUCCAUGGUGGUGUUAAAUGUUUACAUGUUUUGUUUGUUUUGUUUUUUUAUGUGUUUAUCAUUUUGUUUACAGUAAUGUUUUAACUCUACUUCUCUGUGUCCAAUCAUUAAGAAAAAGGGCAAAAAUCUAUAAAUUAAUUGAUAUAUUUUGGGCCUCAACCUUAAAAUAUGUGCUGAGGAUAUUCAUGGACAUAAAAUGUUUUGAAAUUAGUAGUUCGUGUUCGAAUUCUCCGUUAGCAGUGAUAUGUAUGUAGUAGAUUCGCAAUCCAAUUAAACGAAAUAAAAGGAAGAAGCCAAAGUUAGUUGAAAAUAAUAUUUUGUUAAAAUUAACCAAAUUGUCCAGUAAAGUCAUUUCCACAAUAGACCUUCAACCUUGAUAUAUUCCUUGUUUUUGAUGUAAAUAAUGUAAUGUCCUACAAUGCUAGAUUUGCAGCAGCUGGUACAUGUUUAUAUUGAAGGGUAUACCCUUUUCAUGUUUGAUGGUUUUUUUUGAGGUUUUUCACGUUUUUUUUAAUUUUACUUUUUGGUUCUUGUAGUUGAAUAUGUAUUUGCGGGAGAGAGUUUUGAUGCCGAUUGGGAUGGAUAUAAUUUGCUCUGUUCUAUAUUUAUCAAUAUGAAUGGGUACAUACCUUGGAUCUACCCUAGCAGCUGUGCAUGAUAAAAUCUACAAAAAACAAACAAAUAUAAUGACUAGUCUGUGGCUUAGCUCUUCCACACGGUCGGAAAGAAGGAUCUAAAUCUGGAUUAAAAUGGUGGUAGUGGAAAUAUUCCCUAGACCAGGGAUAGGCAACCUUCAGCACUCCAGGUGUUGUGGACUACAUCCCCCAUAAUGCUCUUACACUCAUAAUGCUGGCAAAGGAUAAUGGGAGGUGUAGUCCAACACAUCUGGAGUGCCGAAGGUUGCCCUAGACCUUCCUGAUCUCCAGAUCAUCAGUCCUUUGUUGCUAAUCUGGCACCUAAGGAAGAUAUCUAAAUAGUUAUUCUAAAGUAGCUUAGGAAUUUAAGGGCAAUAUUGACUCCUCUGAUUUAAUGCUGCAACGAGUUGUGGCUUUAGAGUUAACAGUGAGUCUAAUCGAACACGUUCUAACAAUGUGAGGAUUAAAAGUCUGCUUGAAAAGGUUGGUCCUGGCACAUUAGCUGACACUGUUAUGAGCCUGUCCAAAUCUUUAGUACCAGGGCUUUAUGAGAAUCAACCAUUCAUUAAUCCAUUGCACAGAUCUUUACAACUGUUCAAGAAAGACUUCCAUACUAUGAGGGAUGUUAUUAUCUAGUUGCAGUACAACAAUUCGAAAAAUAACAACUAUACAGAAAGACAGAAGCUGGAUCUUAAAGUUUGACAAUAAAGAGAUUUACUUUUAUCUGACUCUUCCAAUUUUACAGAGGCGAAAAAAAUGGGAACAACUAACUGAAUACCUUAAGAUGAAAGGGGUCCGAUUCGCCUGGGAGACACCCUUUUAAAUUAUUGUCUAGAUCUUAAGCUCGCCAAAUUUUGUAAGUUAGGCGCCGGAUGGCUUCUUUUCAGCGGAUUCUAACGUGAUUAAUGAUGGUUUUAGGUUUCUUUACAGUCGUAUUAUUCACUCUCGUGUGUUGUACCCUCUGCGGUUCAUGUGGAUUCAAUUAUAAAAAGUGUUUUAACCGUUUGAACCUCCCAAACUUAGAUUCUGCUCAGGCUGAGCUUUUUGGCAGCCCCAGUGACCAAGGAAGUUUACCCAUUUAUACAUUUUAAAACUUUUCAAGAUUUAUCUUAAAUCUACAAAUUAAUACCUUUUCUAAUUGUGUAAUAGAAGGAGAGAGGUUGGAAGCAGAAUUAGUGUUGAUAUUGUUUUUCUUCCUAAAGAGGGAAAAGAUCCUUUAUUUGACAAAGUUAUAAACCAAUCUCUAUAUUCAAUUCUGACUUGAAGAUUUUUAACAGGCUGGAUUCCUCCGGAGCCUGUCCUGCAUGCAACCGGCCCCGCCCCCGACUUGAAGAUUUUUAAUAGAUCUCUGUGUUUUAGCCCAUCCGGAUCAGAUCGGUUUAAUUCUAACUAGACAGGCAUUUGAGAAUGCAAUACAUAAUACUGAUUUGAAAUGGCUUUCUCUAAGUUAUAGGAUGCCCUUGGCAGCAAUAUGUUUGUUUACAUAAUGAGAAGCAGAAAACGUCUUCAAAGAGAAGGUGAUUGGCAUUCUGGAGUGGUUGUGCCUCUGCCUUCUCUUGGUAUUUUAGGUGUUUAUACCACUUUUUUUAUUGGCUGGAUAAGCUUUAUAAAGUUGGCUUCGAACGAGUUGUGACUACAAGUAUGAUACCCAAUAACUAAUAAUAAUUUUUUUUGUGGAAUUAGGCAAGGUUGUCCAUUAUGCCUUAUUUUGUUUGUCCUUUCAUUGGAUGCACUGCUGCAGACCAUUUGUGAUUUCCUGAAUAUAAUAGAUUUUUCAGUGGCUACAGAAACAUAUAAAAUUUCAGCCUAUAUCAAUGAUGUUGGUCUUUCCCUAUCAGACCCGUCUUGUUCCCUUCAUCUUAUAUUGAAGAUUGUUAGAUUUUGUUAGAUGCGUGACUUAUACCCAUGAUGGAUCUGGUUAAACAAUUUGUCAUUAAACUAAUUGUAGCCUAAACCAAGCAGACCACCCUAGAUUUCUGACAUCAUUUAUAACACGGAUACUGACGCAUGGAAUGCCAAGGCUGGAUUGUCCACGGAAGCUGCAGUUUAAACAAAAAUUAAAUUAGCUUGCAGUAUGAGGGGUUCAUAAAAAGGCCACAAACAGAAAAGUUGGACAAGGUUCUAAGUGUCAUAAGAACGCCACGGAAACCAAAUAUAACCAUUCAGUGGUUUCCAUGGAAAGUGUUUUUGUUUAAAACUUUGCCGCAACUUCUUUUAAUAACACAAUUAAAAGUCUCCCCCAUUUCACCACAAUGAGUUUAGUGUUAUGUGCACAUUUACAGCUUGUCGUAAAGUAAUCAUCCCUUCCUAAUAGCUAACAUUUUGCAGCUCGCUCCAGAACAGUAACCGCUUUGACCACAGGGUGGCGCAUUUCAUAGAUCUUAAUCUGUAACACCUAACAAAGAAAACAUUUUUGAACUGAUUUAAUGCGACAAUGCAAUCCUUUUAACUUUUUUUUUCUUCUAUGAACUGCUGUGCAAUGAUUGAAUUUACUUUUUUUUUUUAAAUCUUCUUUCUAAUUGCACAGCCUGUAUAUAGGCUGGGGGUGCCCUAAUCUUGGGGGUGACACAUGCCUGCUGAAAUUUUAAUGAUUGUAGCUGCAAUAACUGAUGCCUGUGACUGUAACUCCCACUAGUCUCAGACAGCACUGGGACAAAUUCAGAAAUUAUUCCCUACACUAACCUAACACACUACAAUCCACAUAAACCGCUACAUUACCCUAACACACAUAGUUCUAAUCUCUAUACUACACUAACAUUAAAAAUGUAUUCCCCCUCACCCCAUCCCCUUCAAAUUCCUUAAUACUUACAGAAACAGUUUGUAGGUUGAUAUGCAGACUUCAACAUUCACACACAAUCUAAAGCUUGGUAUGUUCUUACACUUCCAAAAUGCAUUGUAACAAUAUACAAAGUGUCACACACUAUUAGACACAUGCUAACUUCUUUAGCACAGGAAUGAUCGGUAUAUAUGUCUGUAUGGCUGUCCUCUCUUGCUUUGUUACCUGUUUUGUGUUUCUUAAUUCUUACCAUCAAAUGUAGCAACAUACAUGCUUCAACUUGCACACAGACUGACCCGAUGUAGCCCCCCACCCCCACAAUUAUGGGAAAAAAGUGCAAGUGCAAGUGCAAAUUGAAUGUCUGUCCGAAUCCUUUUGGGAUCAGAGUAAACAGAUUGGAAAAAGCAGGUGGUGUAAAAUGCGUUUGAGGUUGCACACAUACACGUUAUUUAUAAAUCUGGAUAUAAAAAUGAUCUGCUACUGGGUAACCCCUGACUAGCUCCCCUGUGCAAACCUGCAGUGCAAACAAAGGAUGAAUGUUUACUGGCUGUACAACAAUAAGAAGAUAUGUGUUUAUAGAAAGAAUGUGUAUUUUUUGUGGUUUUUUUUUUUUUUUGCUUUUAAAGCAUUGCAAAUCAGCCUUAUACAGUCUAUUCCCUUUUGUUUCUAUACGGUUUUGUUCAAAACACAAGUUUAGAUUUAUCUAUAUAGAUCAAUAAGACAGAUACCUGGCUCAGAAUGUAAUGUUUAUUUUUCAUCACAUUUCUUGAUGUGUAAAUAAAAACUAGUAAAAUUAGUAUAUGUUUUAUAAAUGCCUACUGAGAAAGAAAAACAAACCGGGAAAACAAUAGACUAAUUCCAAAUAUAAAGAUAAAUAUAUAGAUAAACUCAUGUGUUUAUAUAACAGCCAAUCAUGCAGCAGAUAACAAAUGCCCGAGCAAUCUAAAGACAGAACCACAUUGCAUUGUUUAUCAUUCUUGCUCAUUUAUUAUUUUGCGAUCUGUUCUUUAUUUGUGAAGGUAUGAUUUACCAAAUAGAGAAAAUAUGGGAUCUUUUGUGUGUACCUUUUCUGAUCUGACAGAUGUCUGCUUUAAUGCAUAUAUGUACUUAUAUACAUAUUCCAGGCUUGUAUUUGGAAAUUUUAGACUGCAGUGUUAAUUCUUCAUUUUACCCAACACAACUUUGAUGUAUUUUUUUUUUUUUAAAGAAAUUAAAAUGGUACGCACACAACUCCAGGCUUAAUCCAUGAUUCUUACACAAAAUAAAUGAAGAAUUUUGAAUAUAACUUCCCAUGCUGCUGUUGUUGUUUUCCCUUUACACACUGAUUCGAAAUAUUAAAUGAUGGUGCAAAUGUCACUGAUUAAGGGGAAUGUAAAGAUAUAAGGGUAGUUUGUCAGUGAUCAGCUAUCCUUUCUGUAAUCUAUAAAACACAAGGGUGCUAAUAUAACGUAUUAUCCAACAAUACAAUCAUGGAACCGGCUGACCACCAAACAAGUGUUUGUGUUAUAAUGGGUACAUUACUUUGUUGUAGAAAUUAUCAGUGAACUGUUUUACCUAACCAGAGGAAUGAGCAUCAAUACAUUGUAGAACAAAGUGUCAGAAUGUUCUUCGAACAUACAGUGUCUGUGUAUUAUUUGAAAUGCAUGUUUUCCGUGUGCUGUUUAAUGUUAAAAUAAUGCAACUUUCUUUACAGCAGGCGCAAUACUUAACCAGACUAGGUCUCAAAGUCAUAACAGCGGAGACUUCAACCUGCAUCACGAUCAAGAAGUCUUUUCCAACAGCAACAGUCCAGUCCAGUACUUUGGCCAUCGCUUAAAAAAGAGUGCCGCGUCUAGUCCUAUGCUGAAACUAAAGUCCUAUGACAACCCCGAGAGCCUCACCCUGUCCAAACACAGGCUCAGUUCUCCAGGAAGUGAGAUGGUCUCCCUUAAACAGUUUUUAGAGGAAAGCAACAAGCUCACUGUAAGUCAGGUAAGAAUGCUGAACGUCACUGUUAGAAAAGUGUCUGUCAGCAUUGUGCACUGUUUUCUUCUGUUCUAAACAUCAUAUUGCAAAUAGUGCAAUUAACAGGCUUAACAGAUGUUAGCAUUCUGAAAAGCAUUUACAUUUAGCCAGUGCAGUAUGUUGGAGCUGUAUGAAUAUGCAACUAUAAACCCACUAGGCUAGAGCAGAGAAGGGGUCAGUAACAACAAUGCAGUUUCUAUAGAAAACUAAACAUGGUGGAAUGCGCAGUGUACUAACAGGUUUAAAAAAAAAUCUAUUAACUGUUAGGAAGCAGAAGAAUAGAUGUUUAAAUCUGUCUGCAGACAAUGUUAGAUUAAGAGAUUGAUGGUUUAGAUGAUCAGCCUUCAAACAACAGUGGUCAAGAAUAUAGACCAGGCACAGAUUUUUCCACUUACCCACUAGCCAUUGGCAAGUGGAAAUUUAGCCCUAGUAUGUGUGCCUUAAAACCCCAACUGUAUGUGAUGCUGUGUCUUUGUCAUUGAAGUAAACUCUACAAAUAUGGAGUGUGCAGGUAGCAAGCAUCCUGCAAUUUGCACCAUAUCAUCACGCGUAACGUCAAAUACUGUGUUCGUAAUUCGUGGAGGUAGGAUGUAUGCGCUGAUAUUUGUCAUAGAAAUUAACUUUCAAGGCAGGCAUGUAGAAAAUAAGCGGAUUGUUGAUCCCUGAUAUAGGAAUGUAUACAUACCUGGAUACACAUACAGUUAUACCAAAGUGGCUCUGUCAUCUAAAAACUUGCCUUUCUUCUAUUGUUUCCUCCGCUCUUCCUCUUUCCCAGUCUGUUCUUAUUUUCUUUAUUUUUGCUCGAUUUCUCUCCAUAACAAAAUAGGGACUACUUUGUCUUAUGUAUUUUUCCUACACUUGACAAAUGUGACAAGAAGGGUGGAGCUUAAUUAAAUGUCACUUCUUUUGUCACAGAAACCUCUCCCAUAAUGCUUACCUCUGUGCCAAUCAUACCGGUCCUACCUCCAUUGCCUUGCGAGAUCUUCAUGCGUAAUUUCUACUGAUGUAGACUUAUUUCGGCCAUGUGUCCUAAAGACAAAUGAACAAAUAUGAAUUACAAUAAAUGAAACGAAAAACAAAUUGCUUGUUGGAUGAAAUUUCGUCUGUGGAAUUUGUUUUUUUGGUACUUAAUUUUAGUUACAAGUAGGGAGCUACUGGCUCGCGACUCCCUCCAUGUAAUAUUUUAAAAUAGAAGUGGCAGGGAGCUGUACUCAUGCCUUUUCCUAAAUCCCCAAGCUCCCUCCUCACCUUUUGCCUAUGGGGGUUAAUUCCUCCCUCCUGCCCCUUCCCUCCAGUGCCUGCUCAUUGUUAUAAAAAAAGACUAAAGCUAUUGCUGCCCACUUGCUAAUCUAAUAAAGGAGGACUUGGCACAGGUCCCCAUGUCCCCACGGUGUGGGGCACCUAAUAAAAUAACUGGGGGAGACAUAGUGUUCCCCCACCAAUACCCCAUGAGUGGGGGCUCUUGAACUAAAUGGGGAGGGAGCUAGUGUUCUCCUCCAGCCCCCAAAUGAAUGGGAGGACAUAGUGUCCACUCAAUAGCAAAGUUAUAGGUAAAGGGAGGUGAUUUGGGAGUAAAACAAUAUAUAUAUAUAUAUAUAUAUAUAUAUAUUUAUUAUAUAAAGUCGGGGGUCCAAAAGUUAGGUCAGUUUAUAUGCAACAGAGCUGCCAAGUAUGAAAUUACUACCCAUUUAACUUACUGUGCCUCCAUUAAGUAUUUUAUGUAAAAGUAUUUAAUUUGGGGGUUCAUUCAAAUGAUUUAUAUAAAAAAAUUUACAUACACUUUAAUUGUGACUUCUAUAGGUAAAUCAUUUAAAACUAUUAACUAAAGGCCAAUGUGAUGCGAGGAUGUUGAUACCACCUGAAUCCAUUUCCAGCGUUUUCCGGACUGUGAUUAGACCAGUGUCUGGUCUGUUAUCUGUUACAGGUGGAAUAUUGCUGUAAAUAAGAAUCCAUACAAGUACAGACUCGUGAUUUAAUAUAAUUAUAAUGUGUUAUCUUCAGAAUAGCAGAAUUAUAAAAUCGGCAAACUAACAUAAUUUAUCCAACUCUGCUUUCAUGUCCUAGAUUUUACCAUACACCGUGCAUAAAAAAUACAACUUGAAGCUAGAAUGUCUCUAGGUAAUUGCAAACUGUAGGAAAAAGUAACUGCGAUGGAAAUCAUUUUUUUGCUAUUUUAGUCUAAAAUGUUAAAUGCUGUGGUCAACUCCCAAAAAUGCAUGGGCUACUGAAGCCUGAAGGUGAAAUACAGUAAUAGCACAAAACAAAUAAAUAUUAAAAAAAAAUAGUUUUUAUCUUUCCUGUUUGUUUUAUUCAAAUAGCUUGAAUUUUGUGGCAAAUAAUAUUUUGGAGAUUAGUACUGAAUAUUUUUAAUAGUGUUCUCAGAUCCACACUGCAAUUUUGUUGUCUCGGCCAGUUUCCAAAAUGUGUUUGUUAAACACCUGUUCCAUUCUGCUGAUUUUGUUACACUCUAGAUCCGGUCUGGGAGCCAGGAAAACCUUCUGGAUGAAGUUAUGAGGAGUCUGUCUGGCUCUGCGGAAUCGGCAGGAUUCCAAUCUCCCACACAGCUGUCUCCUGGCAUUUCGCUAGGUGAAAGAAAGACUGGUAAACCAGAGCAAUGCGUGCGACCUAACCCUCGCAAGGCAGAGGACACACGAUUCACAUUCCCACCCACAGUCAAUCCACAAUCCUCGGAUGAACAUUAUGUACUCACACAUGGGGCUGGAUCGACACAAAAACAAACAAAAGAUUCCAAUCCCUAUGCAACCUUACCCCGUGCAAGCAGUGUUAUCUCUACAGCUGAAGGGACAACUCGGAGAACAAGCAUUCAUGAUUUUUUGUCCAAAGACAAUAGGUCACCAAUAUCAGUUGACCCAUCACCAACAACAGAGGAUGCCCCAUCCUUAUUGAGUGAGUACUGUGUUGUUGAACAGUCUCCUAAUUUUCAGAUUACCAUUCCCUUUGCCAGCAAAUGCAUUCCUCUUAAUUGUAAACAAAUCCGAGACCCGCAGGACUGUCCAGGGUGUGUAUCAGUUGCGUUCUGUGAAGGUACUGCUGGCCAGACUCAUUCUGGUGUUGCAUCAACACUCACACACCCAGUUAACAUAUCAGAAGGGACUAAUAUAGUAUCCUACACUUCACCAUGCAUGUCCUGCCCAUAUCUUUCACUGAACGCGGAUUUGGUGAGUAGCAUCAGUGGGCCACCUGGAGAUAGACAGUGUGUCUUCUCUGUGGUUUCUUCUCAACAGCCAACCUCCGAGUAUCUCAUGUCAAAGAGCAACAUUGCGAAUUGUGACAUGAGUGGCCUUAAUUGUCCGACUCCUCCCUGUCUGCCCACUAAUGAAGUAGAUUCUUCAAUAAUAGUAUCUGAAGAUCAUCAAGGCAUUUGGUAUGAAUAUGGUUGUGUGUGAAUAUAGUAUGAUCGACAACACUGUUGCAAUAUAACAAAACUUGGAAACUGUCAUGGUUGAUAAAUUAGCCUGAAAAGAAUAUAGGGGUCGCUGCAUGAAGCAUCAGUUCAUGUUGUUUGUUACGCAUGUUGAAAGCCUCGCUGACCCUCCACAUGCUUGUGUAUGUGACAGACUUAGUAAUACUCAACAUGACUCUUUGACCCGAGGCCUAUUUUAUCAUCCUGAACACUUUUGUUGAGUCGUCAAAUGUGUAUUGACCUUCUGGUCCAUUCAGAGCAUAAUUUUCAGAGACCUAGCACUAUUUGGAAUCCUAUUUUCUAAUGCUCUUUUUUUAUAAAGCAUAUACUGAAUUACUUUCAUAAUUGUUUAAAAAAAUAAACUAAAUGAUGUAUUAUAGAAUUUUUAUACUUAUUUAAAUGUAUCUAAAAAUAUAGCAACUGUAAAGACUCACGUCCCUGCAGUAAUAUAAUUAUUCUAAACAAACAUGUAUUAACUGUCUAAUACCUAAAAUUAUCCCAGCUGCAAUAACAUUGUGGCUUCCUUAAUGAAAAAUGUGAUCUAGUCGCAAGCCGCAGUGACAGAAUAUUGCCGCUUAAAGGGUUACUAUUCGUAGUCGUAAUUUAACAAAUUUAGAUUAGUCGUAAAGUUAAUGAAUACGGGGAUCUUAUUUGACCAUGGCAAGUUUAAUUACUUACAGUAUGCCCGGAAUGGUUUGAUGAUUAUACAAUGUUGAGUAUCACAGGUCUACCAACAGCAAAUAUCCUCUCCUUUGUUUUUAAGUGCAUGUUGGGGUGCGAGCAUGAUAUCAGAUCUCUCAGACACCCACUUAUUAUAUGUUGGACACCAAUGUCUGUAUUUUAAGUUUUGCAAAUCUUGAUUAAAGGUGAAAAGUGUAAAUCCAUACUUUAAACGGGAAGUUUACGUAUUGCAUUCUGAUUUUAAUAUCCGUAUAGGGUAGGAAGUUUUCCGAAAAUAAAUCUUAACUAAUAAUUAUUGGGAUUUAAAUGUAAUCAUUCUGCUUUGAAGCCUGUAAUUCUGUAGAAUAUUAUGUUAUUUUCCUUUGUAGGUCUAAAUAAGGAAACUGAAGAGUUUAUAUUUUUUGCAUUUUUGAAAACCGAGUACUCUGGCGGUUUUACAAGCAUUCAUUAAUUUGUAACCCUUGCGAAGCUUGGGUUAAUGUGUUGUACAAAUUCAAGAUAAGGAGAUGGUAAAAUAUGUCAAAAACAUAUAUGAUUAUGCAAAAAAAGUAUUUUACCCUUAGUACAUGACCGGAUCCUUCAGCCAUAUACAUACACGAUUGGUCAGACAGUGUUUAAAAGCCAUCAAUUAGUCUCUAUGAUGUUCCCUGCUUCCCUCCCUGCACAGAAGCAGAAAAAGACUGUAGAGUCCAACUAAUGAGUUUUUCUCAAUUCUUUUAAAUGAAGUUUUAUUCCGUGAUACGAUACAGUCAAGUUAAUUGCUUGUAUUAUGUUUUUCUCCUUUAAUCUGUAUCUGGCAAUGUCUUGAUAACUACACUUCAUGGCUGAAAGUAUCUGGACACUUUUAAUUAGUUGAUUUAACUAUUUAUUUUUUUUUAGCCACAAUCAUUGCUAAUAUGUGUAUAAAAUCGAGACACGCAUAUGUGCAAUAUACAAACACCUGCAGUAGGAUUGCAUUUUAGCCCAUUCAAGAAUGGUCCGUACUGCAGAGCUCAUUGACUUUCAGGAGUGGUACAAUAGUCAAAUGUCACCUAUCCUUUCACUUACAUUAUCUGAUUUUUACCAUGCUUCAUUCAACUUGAAGUGGUCUAAUUGUAAAGUGAAAACUUCUGGGAGCAACAACGACUGAGCCACAAAUUAGUAAGACACAUAAGCUCACAAAAGGAGACGGACAGGCUGUUUUUGGUUGAAGAGUGUAGUUUCUCUAAUUUGUUUGUCAUGUUUGAGAACUGCCUGACUUUUGUUUCUGAUCUUACACAUCUACAUAUAAAAUACAAAUCUCUGCAUGUAAUGCCAAGAAAGACCUUAUAUAAUGUAUAGCUUGGCGCAGUUGGGCUCUGGGACUUUAAAAAUUAGAUUUUCUGGAACAGUUAGCCAUUUGGUAGCCUAACUAAAUCUUUUGGAUUUAGAAAACUACCUGCCUGACUGGAAAGUCACAACUGCAAAGCUUCAUGGAGAAUGAGUAAAUACAUUGAGACUGUGGUAGAAGUUAACUGCUUACAUAGACCCCUGAUCACAACCACACUGAACACGUUUGGGUUGAAUGGGCCGCAAACUCAGGAAAUCACCCAACAUGACUGUCCGUACUAAUGUUCUAAUGGGUGAAUGGUAGUGAAUUUGAAAAUGUUCCAACAUCUAGCGCAAACACUUUGGGAAAUAGAGGAAUAUUUUACAACAGCAAACUAACCAACGCCAUUCUAACAUCUAUGACAUGGCAUGUGGUGAUUGACCAGCACAUGUCCACAUACCUUUUGCCAUAUAGUGUACCUAUACGCAUGCUAUGCUCCAUAUAAAAUUAGUCUGGCUUUCUGUAUAUUUAGAAUGUGUUUGUACAUAUAAAUUAUUUGUUUUCUUCACGCAUGGGAAUCCAUUCAUCUAAACCUGCUAAACAUUGCUAUGCAUGAAAUUCACCACAUGUUCUAGAACUCCAGGAAUAGUUUGUUGUGAGCUAUGAAACAAGGAUGUAUUUGUAUGUAUCAGUAUGAUUACUGGUUAUAAUUACUCACAAUGUUACAUUUUUUUAUAAUAACGAUCUUACAUCCCUGCUUCUUAUUUAUUUCAUAUAACUUUUGUUUUAAUUGGGUCAGAAAAUUAUCUCCUUAGUUGAUGAAAAAGUGCAAGGCCACUAUAGCGAAGCUAUCGUUUUUUCCUGGCUGUGAAAUAUUUGAUACUGAGCUGAGAAUUACAUCAAUCUCCACAGUAGGCCAACAAUCUAAAAUAGAACUCAUUGUGCAGCCAAUCAAUGACUAAAUGAGAAAAACUGGAUGUUUUUUAAUUUGGCUGCAGAGAGUGCCAAUCCAAUUGCUUGUCUUCGCUUAUAUGCACAUAACCAUCCCAACCCAACCUCCGUAGCUUGAGUUAAUGUGUGACCCAUGUAAAAUUAUUUUGUAGUAGAGUAAAUUCUUUUUGGGAAUCCCAAAUGGAAUGUUCCUUUUAUAACCUCUAUGAUCCACUUGUGUCAAACAGAAAGACACUUAUAACGAAGAGCGGCCUCUUUUGGGCCUGGUCACCUGUGUAGUUGUUGAGUGCAAGCAGGUGAGGCCAGUGUAUUACGUUCCUUGGAAUUUGCUGGGCUAUACGUUACCUGAAAGCAUAUGUACAAUUUCAACCUUAUCAAUGACUAAACCUGCUUUUCUCCUGCAGAUGUGGAGGCAACACAAGAAAUCAGGCUAUCAAAAAGCAGGUCUAGAGAACAGCAAACCCCUUAAUUUAGUCAGCCAGUUCACGUGAUAUACCAAGUGGUGAGUUUCUUGCCCAUGUUGUUAAUGAGUUGAGCCAGUUCUCAUUUGCAAGAGGCUAAUAACUUUCCAUGAUUCAUGGCUAAAGCAUUAACACUGCGUCCUUUGCUUUGUACCUUGCUUGCGUUUGAUUUGUUAUCUGCUGUUAAAUCCUGGUCUUGUUGCUGCAAUGAAGAAAAUGCAUGAAUUUGGAGUUAUGCAACUGCACAUGAUCAUUUCCUUAAAUGCACGGAAUAGACUAUUUACUAAGAGUAAUUAUUUCUAAUUAAAUCUUCUUCAAACUGGAGCCGUACAAGAGGUGAUGCUCGUAGGAAAUUAAUUCCUACCUUGGGUUUACAAUUUUAUUAAAUAUUUUAAAUCCAAUAAAUCAACCAUGAAACAUAUAAUCAAGCUGUUUCUACAAGUAAGAGCGAAGUGUCAUAGAUUUUCAUUAAAAUUGAGCUGUAACUCCCCGGGAUUUUUCAUUUAUUUAUACAGAGAUGUGUUUGUAAGGUCUAAAAUAUAAAUUUAAAUGUACUCCCCUCCAGUGGCGGCUGGUAAAGUUUUAAGCUGGUGGGGCACCAGACUCCUCCCUAUACAGUACAAUGAGCGGAGCAUAAUACAGAGAAAACCAUACUACAAACACAGCUGAGAAAAAAAAUAUAUAGAUAUAUAAUACAAGAGCCGGGCACAAUACAAAGAUACCGAUACAGUGCACAGAGCUGGGUACACUACAGAGACAACAGGUAGAGUUGAGUAAAUACAAAAAAAGAACACACAAAGCUGGCCAGAAUAAGGAGAUGCUAAUAACUAACCUACACCGUUAGGAUCACUGUGAUGGAUUACACAGAGCUCCAAUAAAUAAAUUCCCACCCAUUACAUGUCAGUCUACAUUGCUUAAGCUCUCUCUAUCUUCCAAGACCUUUCUUAGCUCUCCCUUACACAAUAGCAUCUUCAGCUUUGUAUUCCUGUCACUAUAGUAUCCCUUUAAAGCAGCAGGAUACUGCUAAAUUCCUUAUAACCUUAGCAGAUGUCAAUAAAUCAACAGUGGUAAUAUGGAGCCAAAAAGUAGCUGACAUGAUUGGCAAAAGUAACAAUCAUUACAGCUUAAAACAAACUGGAAUCAGAAUUGGUUCAGUCCUCAGAGUUACAGCCCCAGUCCUGCAGUUUGAAGCUUCACAACUUUUCAACUAAGCCACAGCAUGAGCGUCUCAGGUCUCAGCUGUAUAGGGACUGAGCACUUUAAAGACAAUUUUGGGUAUGUGCAGUAGGAGUUAUUAAAACUAUUAUUGACAGGCAGCACAGUGCUCUGUGUCAGAAAAGCCCACUUUCUUUGUCACCCUUCGGCUUCCCUGGCUUUAUAUAUAUUAAUUAUAUUGAUUUUCAGUGUUUUAUUCAAUGGUAUGAUUUUCAUAGAAAUUAAGAUAAGAUUAUGUAAUAUUUAACAUAUGCAACUUUAGAGAACAUUCUCUGUGCUCCCCCAUUUAUCUGGGUGACAGGAUGUGUCAUUGAUUUUAGGUCCCACACUUUUUUGUAGGUAAAUUAUCUAUGGUAAUCUUUACAGAAACCACACCAUUCUACUCAAAGUAGCUAAACGUGAUAUUGCAUUACAGUCUGAAUACAAAUAUAAUAUUUACAUCUGUCUCUACUAAUAAUUCUAGUUUGAGGUGAAGUACAAAGGGCAGGUAUGAACCAGUGGGAGCAUGUUCCUUACCUUAAAGGCUAACUCGGGGGUAGGCAACCUUCAGGACUCACAUGUGGACUAUAUCUCCCUUGAUACGUUGUCAACCUUAUGGCUGUAAUAGCAUUAUGGGAAAUGUAGUCUACAACAUCUGGAGUGCCGAAGAUUACCUAUCUCUGCUUUAGAUAUUUUAGACCAGGCUUCCCCAAACUCCGUCCCUCCAGAUGUUGCUGAACUGCAACUCCCAUGAUUCUAAGCCUAUCUGUCAUUCAUAGAAUCAUGGAAGUUGUAGUUCAGCAACAUCUGGAGGGCUGGAAUUUGGGAAAGCCUGUUUUAGACUAUAUAACCACAGAUGCUUUGCCAGCCUUAUGGCUGUAAAAUGGGAAAUGUAGUAUACAACAUCUGGAGUGCUGAAGGUUGCCUACUCCUGCCCUACCUAUUGGAAUAAACACUAACCUUUAGACAAAAUACCUCAAUAUAAUCUCUAAUGUUAACCCAUAUUCUAGCGGCUAACCCAAAUGCCCAACCCCUUUUUAAAAUGUAUACAUUAGCAAACCGGAUGAUCUGUGGUCCAAUCCAUUGCUUCUCAUAGAUUGCCACGUUUCGCCAACCCAAAGCUUUGGUGCUUGGUGUCCUUAAUCCGUUUAUGGAGCUGCUGGACUUCACAUAGCUCUGAACAUUCAUGUUAAACGUUAAACCGACAGUUUGAAAGGAAUUCUUUACUUAACCAAUAUCUAAAGGCAUUAAUAGAAGGAAGUCUUUUGAAGUAUGCUAAGCAGAUACUAUAUAAUGGCACCUUUUAACUUUUUCCUUUCUGCAUGCAUUAACCUCUUCUCUUUGUAACUAUUCUCUGUGUCACUGUACAUCAUUCUUACAUAUUUUUUCUUCUCUUCCUUUCCUGCUCUCGACUCGACACAGAGAGAAAAGUGUCCUUCAAUUUGUCAUUGAGAAGUUUUUGUUUCUGAAGUAGCAACGCGUCCAAGCCUCUGAAUGCCAAUCAGAGAACUUAAUUGCAGAGCUCCACCGUAGAGCUUGGAAGUCUUUCAAACUUUCUUUCCUUGAAUCAAGGAGUUCUGCUGGAGUGAAAAUCAAAAUAAAUACAUAAACCAGAGACGUCUUAAAGAGUUUCCUGCAUUUUGCACUGGGAAAAUGUUCGUCAGUCCUGCUCAGGACGGACUGUGUGUUUGAGGACCUGCAUUCCCUUAUGAACUAAUCCUUUCUGGCUUCUGAUCAUUGGCUUAAAGUAGUUGCACCAAUUUCUUUUUUAUUCUAAGAACAAGAAAGACGAAAAAUAGAUGUCUUGCUUUUUUUAAAUUUUUUAAUUUUUUUUUUGCAAAAUCAAAGCUUCCUGGCAUAAUCACUGCCUCAUGUGAUUCACAUAUAUAUAUUGCAUGUAGAUGCAUUAAAAUAAAAACAUAUGCUGCGCUUACGAACUUCGAAAUCACAAGUCUACGUGCUUGGUUCCAGCCACAGACACACUCAUGCUUUGUGAUAUUUGGCACCUUUUAAUGUUUUGUACCCACGUGUAAGUGGGUAACAGUAUUACGGAUUUUGGGUUCCACUCCUCCUGAGAGGCACCAUGCCAAGUGCCACUAUUGUUUUGGCACGUUUUGCCUCUGUAGCAUUAAUAUUAGGCUCUUCAUAUAUACCGUAUAACAAGAUCUUACCGUGUUUAUUCCUUUAGACUUUUAAUUCAAGAACAUUUUACAGAACUUUACAAAUGACAAUGAUGUUCCUGCACUGAAAAUGUUAGUGAAUGGGGGAAAGAAACAGAGAAUCAAUGUAUGGCGUACGUGUCCUCCUCCUGGGCACGUAAUAAGCAGUCUUUAUCUUGUCACAACGACGGAUGUCAGUGUGUUUUUAUCUUAUGGGAAUCCAUGUUUUAAAUUGGUUAAUCAGUUUGGGUUAAAAGGUGAGUGUGUUUUAAUAAUUUGGGUGUGUUGAAAUUUACUGUACGAUAUUGUUUCAGUGGCAAAAAUGGAUCUUAAUUUAAACCGUUAUCUUUUAAUUAUUUCUCAUGUGUUUGCUUAUUGGUUCUUGCAGGACAAUGUACAUAACUGCAUUUAAGACACAAAAGACGUUUCACUAUUAUGUUUGUUAUUAAAAAAUCAACAAAAACUUUUUCUUCUUCUUCAUUUACAAUAUACAUUGAUAUUCUAGCCACUAGUUCUAUUUAAUUAUUAAUGGUUUUAGAUCAUCCAUGAAAAAAAACACACUAUGAUGCAUACCCAUUACAUUACAUACCGUUCACUUUGAUCAAUUUGCAGAGUCUGCAAUAUGGUAACACAGUUAAGAACUUUGUUUCUGCUUCGUUGUGUUGCUGUUAUUGUACAUAUAUUAUACUAAACCAGAGGAGAU
Messenger RNA from Pelobates cultripes (western spadefoot toad), 24179 nucleotides. The record is from the annotation of a GenBank genome assembly. Lineage: Eukaryota; Metazoa; Chordata; Amphibia; Anura; Pelobatidae.